Caenorhabditis remanei is the source of this 300-nucleotide messenger RNA. RefSeq lists its product as uncharacterized. The coding region runs from base 1 to 300 and encodes 99 amino acids. The transcript has 3 exons. Gene Ontology annotation, molecular function: RNA endonuclease activity. The record is from RefSeq and is a predicted model, not a curated record. NCBI's taxonomy places the organism in Eukaryota, Metazoa, Nematoda, Chromadorea, Rhabditida, Rhabditidae.
AUGGGCAAAAUCUGUCCGCUGAUGGGACCAAAAAUGUCGGCCUUCUGUAUGGUCAUGUCUGUGUGGGGAGUGAUCUUUCUCGGUCUUCUCGGUGUAUUCUUCUACAUUCAAGCCGUAACUCUCUUCCCAGACCUUCAUUUCUCUGAGAAUGAGCAAGGAGCAGGAAAGGUUCCAACGAGUCAGAUCGAAUCCAAAUACAACGAGAAAGCAACACAAUGUUGGAUUGCCGCCGGACUUUACGCAGUGACGCUCAUCGCCGUUUUCUGGCAGAACAAGUAUAAUACGACGCAAAUCUUCUAA